Schizosaccharomyces japonicus yFS275 is the source of this 1101-nucleotide messenger RNA. Its product is annotated as U2 snRNP-associated protein Uap2. Gene Ontology annotation, molecular function: RNA binding; nucleic acid binding. The record is from RefSeq and is a predicted model, not a curated record. NCBI's taxonomy places the organism in Eukaryota, Fungi, Ascomycota, Schizosaccharomycetes, Schizosaccharomycetales, Schizosaccharomycetaceae. Gene Ontology annotation, biological process: chromatin organization; mRNA splicing, via spliceosome. Gene Ontology annotation, cellular component: U2 snRNP; U2-type spliceosomal complex. Bases 1 to 1101 code for a protein of 366 amino acids. The transcript has 3 exons.
AUGUCAGAGCAACCAUUUUUUGACAGUGAAAGUGGUCUUUGGAAGUUUAAAGAUCCAAACGGUGCCGAAUUAUACUGGGAUGAUGGGGAAAAAGCAUGGAAAGACCAGGACGGUGCUGUUUUGAAGAACACAGACCCUUCUGAAGUAAAAAGCUUUGAAAAACUCGAAGCCGAACAUAUUCAGGAGCAACGUCAAAAAAAUGAGACUCGUAAACGGAAGAACAGCUCAAGUUCGGACACGAUCAAUCCUCCAUGCUCUCCUAAUCGGACUGAAGAAGUGAAUAAAGAUGCCAAUAAACCCCCGGUUGUUAUCAACAAGGCUGUUUACGUGCAAGGAUUACCGAAAAACGUAAGCGUGAAAGAGGUCCAAGAAACAUUCAGCAAGUGUGGUAUCAUUGCAGAAAACAUUGACACUGGAACACCGAGAAUCAAGCUGUACACGAAUGACGCUGGUGAGCUGAAGGGAGACGCAUUGAUUGUUUUCUUAAGAAGCGAGAGUGUCGAUAUGGCAGUACAACUUUUGGACGACACAGAACUUCAUUACGGAUCAGGACUACGUAUGCAUGUGCAGCCGGCUAGUAUAGACUACAAAAAGGAAAAAACCGUUCGAAACGCAUUACCCGAGAAUGUCAAGAAAAAGCUAAAGCGGCGGCGUCAGCAACAACUCGAAAAACUAGCUGAAUGGGAUGAUACAGAGAGUCCGGAAGCCGAACGGUUACGGAAAAAAUGGGGCAAGUUUGUCGUCUUGAAACAUAUGUUCACGUUGGAAGAGAUCGAAGCUGCGCCCGAACUAUUGAUUGACUUAAAGGAGGACAUAACCGCUGAAGCCGAGAAAUGUGGAGAAGUCACGAAUGUGGUGCUUUAUGAUAAAGAACCUGAUGGCAUCGUGAUGGUUCGUUUUCGGACAACAGAAGCUGCAGAUGAAUGCGUACGGCUCAUGGAAGGUCGUUUCUUCGAUGGCCGUGUUGUUGAAGCCUUUGUUUACGACGGAAAAACUCGUUACCAAAAGACUGGACGGCAUGAGGAACUUAACGGAGACGAGAACGAAUCCGAACGGCUUGAACGGUUUUCGGAAUGGAUUGAGAAGGAAGGUAACGAAUGA